Messenger RNA from Schistocerca gregaria, 483 nucleotides. RefSeq lists its product as uncharacterized. Bases 32 to 409 code for a protein of 125 amino acids. Lineage: Eukaryota; Metazoa; Arthropoda; Insecta; Orthoptera; Acrididae. The record is from RefSeq and is a predicted model, not a curated record. The transcript is spliced from 3 exons.
ACGGUUACCAGCAGCUACUCGAGGCGCCGAGAUGGAGCGGACGUUCUCUCGCUUUCAGCUGGUGGUGGUGAUUCUCGUCCUGACGACGAGCGGCGGUACGGCGGCGAAACGCCGUGUGCUGGCGCCGACGUUCCAGGAGGUGUGGGAGGAGCCGGCUCCGGAGCUGGAGGCCGAGCUUCGAUCCCCGCCGCUGUUCAGCAGCCGCCGCGCCGAGGAAGUAGCCGGCCGCUUGUUGGAGCUGUACCGCGACUCGCCGCUGCGGGAGGAGGCGCGCAGCCGGGCGCCGGUACAGCCGCCGCAGGUGCCGCCAGACCACGUGCAACACCACGUGCAGACGGUGCACACGGUCACCGUCACACGGCACGUGCCCGUGCCCGUGCCAGUGGCCGUGCGGCCGCUCUUCUACUGAAGACAGAGGCGUCAGAAGCGGCCGAAACGACGGCCGAGCUACACUGGAGCCACCGAAGAGUGGCGGGAGGACAA